AAGUCAACAUCGCGAUUCGCGAAUAGGUACGGACGUUUGCACGGUGCAUUCUGGAUUAAUCAAUAGUUUAAUAUCUUUAUCAACUGAAACAUGAAUUAACUGAUAGAGAUAACAUCUUAAUCUAUUUGCUCAGUGAAAAACUAAACUGGUUAUACAGUUUUUUGUGUGAAAAUUGGACAAAAAUAACAGUCAAUAUGGAUGGGACUAUUGUCCUUAUUUUGCUGGUUCUCGUUAUGCUAAUAGGCUCCUAUGUUGCUGGAAGUAUACCAUUAAACGUAAAUAUGUCUGAGGACAAGCUCCAGAAAGUGACGGUGUUCGGCGCCGGACUGCUCGUGGGCACGGCGCUGGCCGUCAUCAUCCCGGAGGGCGUGCGCUCGCUGUUCGCCUCCGCCGCGGUUCCGCCCGGCGUCGACCUGCAUACUGUUAUAGGAAUAUCUUUAGUGAUCGGUUUCGUAUUCAUGUUGCUGGUGGACCAGCUGUCCACGCGCUUCGACGACACGAGCCACCCGGAGGAGAAGAGUGUGACCGCGACCUUGGGGCUCGUCGUGCACGCCGCUGCGGACGGAGUCGCUUUAGGUGCGGCAGCGUCCACCUCUCACGCGGAUGUCGAGAUGAUAGUGUUCCUGGCCAUCAUGCUGCACAAGGCGCCCGCUGCGUUUGGACUCGUCACAUUUUUGUUGCACGCGGGACUUGAGAGGAACCGAAUCAGAAAGCAUCUGUUAGCAUUUUCGUUUGCCGCGCCCGCGGGCGCCCUGCUCGUGUACUUCACCAUCGGCAGCGGCGGCCGACAGACGCUCAGCGAUUUCAACGGGACCGCAAUCGCCAUGCUGUUCUCAGCCGGCACGUUUCUGUACGUGGCCACAGUGCACGUGCUGCCGGAGCUCACACACACACACUCGCACACGCACACACACACACUGCUGCCGAUGCAAGAUGGCGGCGCGGCGAAGAUGGGCUUUAGUGGUCUACAGUGCAGUGAAAUUGCCAUAUUGGCUGUGGGCGCUUUGUUACCAGCAUUGUUGACUAUGGGCCAUAAUCAUUAGGUUUGUUUUGUAUCCUCUCUCGGCCAAGAGCUGAGGCUGUGACGCCGCGAAACCCGCGAUCUGUGUAGGAAAACGUUUGAAUGUUAUGUAAAAAGUUUGUGUUUUUCUUGUAUCUAAAUUUGACAACUGUUAAACCGACCUGUUGACCUGAACUGUUGACCGAGUAAAUUUGAUUGAGUUUUGGUGAUACUGCUAUGUUAUACGACCUUUUGGGAAUGCUGUGACAUGUGACAUGUCCUAUGUAGUCGUAUCCUAUAUGUACUUUUGAGAAGUGCACAUUUAGCGAACAAUUUUGCGUCAGACCAGAUUGUGAUUGAGUCGCGUUCGAUUUAGUAACGAUAAAUGAAUAUUUAAUGCAAGCAUUACAUAUUUGUUUUGUACUUGUGGUGGACUGUGCCCAGCGGACUCGGGCCGAAAUGAGCUAUAUUUUCUAUGUUUUUUAUCAUGUUGAAUAAAAUAAUUUUUAUUGUAUUUUUUUGUUCAACUAGCCUAAUUUAAUUACUGUUAAUCGAUUAAUUCUGCUUUGUGAUAUAAUUUAAACAGGUUACAGAAAAAAAAAUAUAUUCUUUCUUGAUUAAGAUGACUCAUUCAAAGAGUUUUUUGUGGAUGAGAAAAAUCGUGAUAAUUAUACAAAAAUUUGUAUUUCCUAUAUUAUUUGACUGAAAUUAAGUAAAAAAAUAUAUGAAUUAUAUUUUAAUGUGUCCGUAUGUGUGGCCAAAACUCCCCAAUAAAUAUAGUGUUUUAAAUAAGGUACAUUCCUAAGAAUGUGUGAAAUAGAACAGUUGUAACAUUAUGUUAGCUUUCUAAAAAAAUUUGUUAUACUAGCUGCGCCCCGGGGCUUCGCUCCCGUGGGUAUUCCGCGAUAAAAAGUACCUUAUGUGUUAUUCCAUAUUCUACCAGUGUACCAAAUUUCAUAACAAUCCGUCCAGUAGAUUUUUGUGUGAAAAAGUAAGAAACAUACAUUGUAACAAACUUUCCCAUUCAAAUUAUUAGUAGGAUUAAUAAGAUAAAUUAAUAAGAUUGGCACGCCCUUUAUCAAUGCUAUUGUUACCCAGACUGUGUGUCCCUUAGAGCCACGCCCCAUUGCUCAGUCGCGCUCCCUCAUUUUGACGUCCGUCGACAUGUCAUGAACAACGAAGAAAUAUGAAGUUUCGAUGUACGCCAACGCACGUCACUGUCAAAACCUAUAGAAAAGAUUGCAGAUAUAGCGUGCUGCGUCGCAACGGAGUACGACAGAGCAUAGUCUCAUAAUACGACAUCCACGACAGGGUAAAUUCCCCCCUAUUACUAUAAUGUUACGGUCCAAUUCCGCUUGCAAUUUUUCUUAUCCUAGCGUACUCCUGGCGUGUUUCGCAUCCUCGCGUAGCUCUAUGAGUAUAGGGUUCGAAUGAAUUUGUAAAUUUCGAUAAUUUCGCUGUGAUUUCACGACUGGCCGCCUGCCUGACGACCUUCUGGGAAUGCUAUUGGUGAUUGAAGAAAUCAGCUAGUGGGCUUAUCCUAUAAUCGCCUUAUACAACAUCCACGGGAGCAUAUUGUCCUAAUUGACUGUGUAAGAUAUUUUUUAAAAUUGUUCCAAUAAAUUUUAUUAAUGUUUUUUUUUUCUAUUUUGUAUAUCAGUUGUACAUUGUAUAUUUUUAUAUUAGUUUUAUUUCUUUCCGUAUAUUUUUCGAUAAACUAUAUAAUAGGUAUUAUUUUCCUAGACACUUACAAAAAAUAUAUGUAGAUGUAAAUAUGUAAUUAAUGUAAAUAAUUACAUGGAAUAAAAUGGUUUUUUCUGUUAAAAUAACUAUAUAUAUAGGUUAUUGGUUAAAUGUUAAAUAAUAGAAAUAAAAUAGCUCGUACAA
This is a messenger RNA of Plodia interpunctella (Indianmeal moth), 2887 nucleotides long. It is a transcript of the gene Zip102B, whose product is annotated as Zinc/iron regulated transporter-related protein 102B. NCBI's taxonomy places the organism in Eukaryota, Metazoa, Arthropoda, Insecta, Lepidoptera, Pyralidae. The transcript is spliced from 6 exons. Gene Ontology annotation, cellular component: membrane. Gene Ontology annotation, biological process: zinc ion transport; transmembrane transport. The record is from RefSeq and is a predicted model, not a curated record. Gene Ontology annotation, molecular function: metal ion transmembrane transporter activity. The coding region runs from base 195 to 1043 and encodes 282 amino acids.